GGAGGAGGGGGAGGAAGAGGAGAAAGGCGCAGGGGUGGGAGCAGUUGCCGAAGCUGCUACAGCAAAAGUUCUCCCCCCCUCCCCCCUUCCCCUCUUCUCAAGGUCCCUAGAAAGGUUGGAGCUGCUGCCGUCUGCAGUCGGUGACCGCGCGAUUCGGCGCCCGCCCGCGGAAUCGGAUGGCAUAAGUGGUUAAGGUGGUAUUGAGGGUCACUGAAGCUUAUGAAAGGUAGAAAUUCAACCAUGAUUUCUUUUUCAACUGUACAGAAUUCCUUUCCUUGAAGUCUUCAUUUUUACCUUAGUAACAGACUUUUUAUUGAAGUACUGUAACAACUGACAGAAUGUGCACAUAUCACAGAUGUACAUCUUGCAAUUUUACAAAGUGAGCACACCUGUGCAACCAUCAUUCAACUCAAGAAAAAACAUUGCCAGCUCUCAGACAUCCUUCUCUUCCUGCCUCCUAUCAGCAGCCCCUCCCAAGGGCAGUUAUACUUAAGCAUGAACAUUGACGACAAACUGGAAGGAUUAUUUCUUAAAUGUGGCGGCAUAGACGAAAUGCAGUCUUCCAGGGCGAUGGUGGUAAUGGGUGGAGUGUCUGGCCAGUCCACUGUGUCUGGGGACCUGCAGGAGUCGGUACUUCAAGAUCGGAGUCUGCCCCACCAGGAGAUCCUUGCUUCAGAUGAAGUGUUACAAGAAAGUGAAAUGAGACAACAGGAUAUGAUAUCACAUGAUGAACUCAUGGUCCAUGAGGAAACAGUGAAAAAUGAUGAAGAGCAGAUGGAAACACAUGAAAGACUUCCUCAAGGACUACAGUAUGCACUUAAUGUCCCUAUAAGUGUAAAGCAGGAAAUUACUUUUACUGAUGUAUCUGAGCAACUGAUGAGAGACAAAAAACAAAUCAGAGAGCCAGUAGACUUACAGAAAAAGAAGAAACGGAAGCAACGUUCUCCUGCAAAAAUUCUUACAAUAAAUGAGGAUGGAUCACUUGGUUUGAAAACCCCUAAAUCUCACGUUUGUGAGCACUGCAAUGCUGCCUUUAGAACGAACUAUCACUUACAGAGACAUGUCUUCAUUCAUACAGGCGAAAAACCAUUUCAAUGUAGUCAAUGUGACAUGCGUUUCAUACAGAAGUACCUGCUACAGAGACAUGAGAAGAUUCAUACUGGUGAAAAGCCAUUUCGUUGUGAUGAAUGUGGUAUGAGAUUCAUACAAAAAUAUCAUAUGGAAAGACAUAAGAGAACUCAUAGUGGAGAAAAACCUUACCAGUGUGAAUACUGUUUACAGUAUUUUUCCAGAACAGACCGUGUAUUGAAACAUAAACGUAUGUGCCAUGAAAAUCAUGACAAAAAACUGAACAGAUGUGCUAUCAAAGGUGGCCUUCUGACAUCUGAGGAAGAUUCUGGCUUUUCUACAUCACCGAAGGAUAACUCACUGCCAAAAAAGAAAAGGCAGAAAACUGAGAAAAAAUCAUCUGGGAUGGACAAAGAGAGUGCUUUGGAUAAAUCUGAUCUGAAGAAAGACAAAAAUGAUUAUUUGCCUCUUUAUUCUUCAAGUACUAAAGUAAAAGAUGAGUAUAUGGUAGCAGAGUAUGCUGUUGAAAUGCCACAUUCUUCUGUUGGGGGAUCGCAUUUAGAAGAUGCAUCAGGAGAAAUACAUCCACCUAAGUUGGUUCUCAAAAAAAUUAACAGUAAGAGAAGUCUGAAACAGCCACUGGAGCAAAAUCAAACAAUUUCACCUUUAUCCACAUUUGAGGAGAGCAAAGUUUCAAAGUAUGCCUUUGAACUUGUGGAUAAACAAGCUUUACUGGACUCAGAGGGCAAUGCUGACAUUGAUCAGGUUGAUAAUUUACAAGAGGGUCCCAGUAAACCUGUGCAUAGCAGCACUAAUUAUGAUGAUGCCAUGCAGUUUUUGAAGAAGAAGCGAUAUCUUCAAGCAGCAAGUAACAGUAGUAGGGAGUAUGCGCUGAAUGUGGGUACCAUUGCCUCUCAGCCUUCUGUAACACAAGCAGCUGUGGCAAGUGUCAUCGAUGAAAGUACCACAGCAUCCAUAUUAGAUUCACAGGCACUGAAUGUGGAGAUUAAGAGUAAUCAUGACAAAAAUGUUAUUCCGGAUGAGGUACUACAGACCCUAUUGGAUCAUUAUUCCCAUAAAGCUAACGGACAGCAUGAGAUAUCAUUCAGUGUUUCGGACACAGAGGUGACUUCUAGCAUAUCAAUAAAUUCUUCAGAAGUACCUGAGGUCACCCAGUCAGAGAAUGUUGGAUCAAGCUCCCAAGCAUCCUCAUCAGAUAAAGCCAACAUGUUGCAGGAAUAUUCCAAGUUUCUGCAGCAGGCUUUGGACAGAACCAGCCAAAAUGAUGCCUAUUUGACUAGCCCGAGCCUUAACUUUGUGACCGAUAACCAGACCCUUCCAAGCCAGCCAGCAUUCUCUUCCAUAGACAAGCAAGUCUAUGCAGCCAUGCCCAUCAGUAGCUUCCGAUCAGGAAUGAAUUCUCCACUAAGAACAACUCCAGAUAAGUCCCACUUUGGACUAAUAGUUGGUGACUCACAGCACUCGUUUCCCUUUUCAGGUGAUGAGACAAACCAUGCUUCUGCCACAUCCACACAGGACUUUUUGGAUCAGGUGACCUCUCAGAAGAAAGCUGAGGCUCAGCCUGUCCACCAAGCUUACCAAAUGAGCUCCUUUGAACAGCCCUUCCGUGCUCCGUAUCACGGAUCCAGGGCUGGAAUAGCUACUCAAUUUAGCACUGCCAAUGGACAGGUGAACCUUCGGGGACCAGGGACAAGUGCUGAAUUUCCAGAAUUUCCCUUGGUGAAUGUAAAUGAUAGAGCUGGGAUGACAUCCUCACCUGAUGCCACAACUGGCCAGACUUUUGGCUAAAAAAAAAAAAAAAAAAGUGUGUAAAUAAUACUGGCACUUUAGAACAGAUUAAUCAAGCGUGGGGUUACUCUGUGUAAAAUGGAGUGCUGUACAGAUUUAAGAGCAAUGCGAUAUAACAAGUUAAGUGAUACGAAUAGCAAGAUAAAACAAUAACUGCGUUUUGUUUGGUUAGUCAGCAUUCUUUGAACUGCCUUACAUGUUGUCACCUUUAUAGAAGCAAUGCAUUACUUGUUUUAGAUCAGAAACUUGCUAUUCCACCUACAUCACAUUUAAAAGGAAAAAAAAAAAAAAAAGACAUUCGCACAAUUGUUUCCUAACUGAUAACAUUGUACAUUCUUAGGAGAUUAGUAAUUGUGUGAAAUUUACUCAUACUGUUUAAGUUUUUCAGCAUAGUCAUUGCACUUCAGCAGGGAAUUUGAUUAUACUUUACAGAGUGAACUUAAACGUUUAAAUGUCAAGAGAUUAUGGCGUAAAAUAAAUUAGUGUGUCCUGUGGGGGAAAAAGAAACCAGGAAACCACCCUUUUAAAAAGAAUGACAUGCCAUAUACCCUUGAUUUUUAUUUUGCAUUAUAUUGACAUGUUGGUGGUAUUUUUUUUUUAAGGGAAAAAAGUAAUAAAAAUCUGAUAGUCUAAGACUCCACUAUUUAAAAGCCUAGUUACUUUUAAAAUAUGCAUACUUUCAACGAAAGUUUUACCAAAAUACGUAAUAUUUGAAGCAUUCAAUUCUAUGGAAGUAUGCAUAUUGGUGUCAGUUUCUUUGUACAGUUGUACCUAGAUAUUUUUUAUGAUUUUUCAUGUGCAGGUAUCAAGAUUUUGAAGUUUUAGUAAGAAGAUAUUCUGUAGAUUACAUUCCCAAGAACAUAAUGCUUAUACAAAUGUAUAUUCCACGUUUUAAAACUUAAUUGUAUUUUACUUUACAUAUACACUUCAGUUAACAUAGAGCACUUAGAAUCUAUUUGGUAUUUUUGAUUUCUCAAAAUAAAAAAAGAUUUAGAUUUUUAGGUUUGAUAUGGUUGUGUCAUAAUCAUCUCAUAAUUGACAAUUUUAAUUUUUGGCAAUAAAAGGAAAUUGGGUAUCUUUGGAACUGUAAAAUUUGGUUUAAUCCUUUUUCUUUCUAGAAUCUUUAUAGAUUGGAUAAUUAAACAGUAUCCAGAGGAACUGAAGAAAUGGGCAUUUUAAUUGCUUAUUUUAUCUUGAGUUAAUUUUUAAUGAACACUGUUCAUUAUUAUUUUACAAACCAAAAGUGUUUACUAAUUCUAGUAACUACAACUUCUUUUUCAGCUAGAUGAGUGAUCGGAAACUUUUUGUUGCAUUUCAAAAUCUAAAUAAACUACAGACUUUAUCCUUACACCACGAAUGUUUUAUUUUUAAUACUUUGUCUUAAAAUAAUACAGCAUGGUACAAUAAAUAGUGCUUUUAUAUAUACAUAUAUACUUUUCUGAAGAAUGAUGGUUUGAGUUACACAUUGGACAGUUUUCAUUUUUGGAAAAUAACAUUAGUUUUAUAGAUUCUGUUACCCUAUUUGUUCCAACUUUUCAUUUUCUUUAAAGAAGUUUUCGCCAUCUUUGUCAUAACGCACAUACUGACAUAGUAGUACCAGUAGCCAUCUUUGUCAUAAUGCACAUACUGAUAGAGUACCAGUGAUAAUCUAAAAUUAAUACCCUUAGAAAAUGAAACUUUAUUGUUGUUACUUUCCAUUUUAACUUUUAUAUUGGCCCUAUAGGUCUGUAGUCUUUGUUUCAGUAUAGAAUGUUAUACAUUUAAAUUAUUUUUUUCUUCUAUUUAAUGUUAUCCCAAGACUGUUCUCAUAAAGAAAGGGAACAAAGGAAUAUCCACCAUAAAUAUAUUUCAGUUGUUUUGAACAUAUUGGUGUUUUUAUAAUAAGGACUAUAAAUUAUCUUUAAUGUGGUUUCCUCUACACUUUGGUUAUUAAGCUUUGCUCGAAGUACUCAUUUUGCCACUUGACAGCUUUCUUUGCUGGCAGAUUUUUCAAGACUUCCUUGAAGUAGAUAUUUAAAAUGUUCUGCCAUUACUGACUCUUAAGAAUGGUGUGCGUUGUGUUGCACAUCACAGUCACAGGAAAGCUUCAUUCAGGUGAGAUACUGCAAAUGGAACUGUUCUCCCUAGAUAGGAUUGGUCUUUUUCUUACAGGACUACUUGGUGAUAGUAGGCAUUUAUUUCCUGAGUUGUAUUUUUUGAGUCUGAUCAAAUUUUUGAUCUACUGAGAACUUGAUGUAGUUCUUGGUGCAGUAUAAAGAUUUUUGUUAGUUUGUUUUAACAGCAGCACAGUUUUUACAAUGUGACUCUACUGCUGAGCAGUUAGGGUAAGCUAACGAAGAAAGGCCUUUGAAAAUGGGAGUUAAGCAAGCAGAAUUUCAGGUUUUUCAGUCCUGUGUUCAACACAUUUCUUGAAAUCUGUACAAUGGCAGACAUUUCUACCACAUUAUAAACAUUUUUUUGCAAUAAGUGAUACUUGGCAUAACUUACUGACUUUAAGUAUAGUUAUUCUCUUACUGUGAAAUUCUAAAUGCCUACCAGAGUUACCUUGUAUUAUCACAUGGUAAACAUCUCAACAUUUUGGGUUUCCCAGUUUGGUUUGGAAAGUUACUUAAUUUCUAUCUGGGCAUUAGCAGAGAAAGCAAGUAGCCUUUUGUGCUGCUUUAGAUCAGAAUAUUGAGAAUACGAGAUAUCUUUUUGCAAUUUGUGUUUCUCAUUACUUUCAGCGAGCAAAUUGUUCUUUUAAAACAUUCUUUUACACCCUCAAACUUUUGGUCCGUGUGAAUGAGGUGCCUUUUCACUUAGGACCUACAUUUGAAGAUUGGAAACAGAUUGCACUAGAUGAGGUAAUAUCUCUUGCACAUAUUCUAAAAGUGUUGUUGUUGUUUUAACUUACUGCACACCUUUCGUUUGGUUCAGACUAUUUGAGUAGCUAUUUUGGAUCUAUCUGCAAGUUUCCUACUUGAUGCCAUAAAAAUCCAUCCUUUUAGCUCUGGCCGAGGACUGUCAGUGGUCGGGUACUUUUCUCUUGGAAAGAGAGGCUACAGGCUUGUGCGCAGGGGAGGCUUUCAUUUCCACAGGUGAGAGAACGUGGGACGUGCCAGCGAGGUUAGAUCUUUUGCCACUUGUUUCAUUGUAUUAAUUUGGGCUUUUAAAGGGCUGUUUAAAAACAAAAACAUACGCCGGGAAACUUUAAAAGUAGGCAUUACUGUAAUACUACAUUUCUUAGACUUAGAACCUUUUAAACUAGAACUCGUUUUUUCACAGUAUAUUUACUUGAAGCACUAUUAUAAUCAGUGAGAAACUUUUUGACUCUGCAAUUUAAUUUAAACUUUUUCCGUUUCAAAUUACUUUAUUUCAGGGAAAUAAUUUUCCAGUUGUUUUUGCUAUAUUCUGCAAAUAAAACCGUAUGUUUCCUUUAUUCACUUAAACUUUGGUAGGAAACAAACUAAAGCAGACAAACAUUUCUUGUUGUGUUUGUUGCUUUCUUUAAUCCAAUGGAUAAAAAAAGUAAAACCCUGUAAACAUUAUUUUAUUUUUUUAUGCAAUACCAUGCUGUAAAUAUGGUUCAUCAAAUAAGGAUGUACCUAUGAUUGAAUCUUUAAUUCUGCACAGUUAGAGUUUAUAUAUAAAUGUGUCUUGACAAUCAAGGACUUUUAUGUGUCUUCCUUUAUGAUGUUUAUUAAUGUUAUGCAUUCCAUUUGUUUUGAAGUGAGUACCAAUGUGCUAAUUUGUAUUGUCUGAAAGUAUGUAAUGUUUUUACAGCUUGUUUUUAAGAAUCUGUAAAUAUGUACAAACAAAUCACAGUACUCUUUAUGUUAGAAGGCAUAUGAUGUUGUACUGUAUGUAAGCAAUAAUACAUAGCAGUGCUAACUUUACAAGUAGCAUCAGGAAAGUUCUAAAAACAUUUCAGAGUUAUUGAUUAUCCUUAUUUCAUUUAAUAAUGAUUAUCUUUAAUCAGUUUUUAUAAACAAAUUCCAUUGUUCCUCCUAUUGGAACGUAACACUGUUUACACAGCAUAAUUGAAGUUGCAGGGGAGACAGGCUAAAUCUGACUUCAUCUGUACUCACUUUCACUAAGCAUUGAAUGGCCUUACCACUCUUCUGCAAGAUGGAGGAAGACCGCAAAACUUAGUGCCCAUCACACUGAAGGAAGGGGGUGUGUUGUAUUUUUUUUUUCCUGCUUCUGUACUGCUACCUAACAUGGUUUGCUUUGAAUUUUAAUAUUUGUUUUUCUGUUUUAGAUUCAAGCCCAUAAGUUUUGAGGUGACUUCAGCUCCAUUGUGAAAUAGUUCUCUUCAUAUUUCAUAUCUACAUUUCAAUAAUUCUAAACUUUCUACUUUGAUUUUUAGAUACUUAUUUUUCAAGCUUGAUUUCUCAGCUGAUCAGAUGAACUUAUUCAACUUAAAUAACAAAGGAAGACAAACCUAUUGUAGUUUGAAUUGAGUAGAUAUUAUACUGUACAGAACUGCUAACUAUUUGAACACACACAUCACUGCUUUAGAAAUAAAACCGCCAAUUUUUAAAUGUAUAUGACCUACAUUUUAUAGGAGAAAUGUUUUUAAAUGCUAGUCAUUUAUAUAAAUGUGCUUUGAAGGAUUUGCUAGUUCACUUCUGUCACUUUUUAGUACACUGGUAUCUUUUAUAUGUAACGUAUGCUUUUUAUUGUAGCAGAGCAUUUCAGUAGAAAGAAUUUUGCAACAAUAUGGGGGAAAUUUUUCAUUGUUGGAUUUGAAUUAUACUGGAUUUUAUCUGUGUAGUCUUGUCUUCAUUUUAAUGCUGUCUGGAAGGGAACUUGGUAUCCAAAUAAAGCAGGUAACCUCAUUUUACUUAAAGGGCAUACUGUGUAGUGCUGAAUUUAAUCUGGAAAUCUAAUGAUUUUGAAGAGAAAAACAAGUUUAUAACAAUUGUACAGAAGAAAUUAAAUGUGUGAUGGAAAUCCUGACGGUGAAGCACGUUGAAUUUUCUGAUAUAGUGUUAUUUUCCUGGGAUCCCCUAUGCCUUCUUUGUAUUUCAACUAAUAAAGGAAAAACCCUGUCAUUGAAACUGGUAGGAUAAUAGGAUAUUCUGAUUAUACAGUAUUACUAUUCCUAUCCCAUUUUCUGACCCUUUCUCAAUCACUGUAAAUUUUUAUUUUCUAUUUCCUGUUGAUAAUUAAACAUGUACAUAAUAUAGACACUGUUGUAUAAAACUGAAUGAACUGAGUUGCUAUGCUUGAAUGGGUAACUAAGUGGAAAUAUGGAUACUGAGGAUUCAUAAAAUGCCAGAACAAAUUUACAGGGAAAAGGGAGGUAUCAUGUGUCCUGGGAAAGUCACAGCAAAUGUUCCUUUUGACGCUCUGUGAAAUAAAUGUGAAAGAAUCAACUACAAACUUACUAUCUGAUACAAAUGGAUCUUUCCUUCCCCACCUUCCCCCAAAUACAUGAGCGCACUAAAUUUCAAAAUCUACUCAGGUGAAAAUUGCUUUGCAAUGAAUCUUAUCACAUUGAAAUUUUCACUGUUAAAAAGAUAUUUGUGAUAUUUUUAAAUACAAACUUUCAUAUCAGUAGUCAGCAGCCUGACAAUUGAAAUUCGGUAAGUCAAUAUAUUUUAAAAUAUAUUUUACCCUCCAAAUAGAAUUGUUUUUAAACAAUUGGGAGGGCUUUUUUUGUUUAAAUGUAUUUUUUAUUGUUAUUGUAAAAAUAAAAUCUUGCUUGACCUCA
Molecule: messenger RNA, 8575 nt
Organism: Eptesicus fuscus (big brown bat)
Lineage: Eukaryota; Metazoa; Chordata; Mammalia; Chiroptera; Vespertilionidae
Gene: ZNF148
Product: zinc finger protein 148
Exons: 9
Coding region: 496-2877 (793 amino acids)
Biological process (GO): regulation of transcription by RNA polymerase II
Molecular function (GO): RNA polymerase II cis-regulatory region sequence-specific DNA binding; DNA-binding transcription factor activity, RNA polymerase II-specific
Source: RefSeq, a predicted model, not a curated record